Messenger RNA from Arachis ipaensis, 1319 nucleotides. NCBI's taxonomy places the organism in Eukaryota, Viridiplantae, Streptophyta, Magnoliopsida, Fabales, Fabaceae. The record is from RefSeq and is a predicted model, not a curated record.
CGUUUGCAAACUGUAAUCCAAACACACACUUAAUGGUAUCAAUUAUAUUAUAAUUAUAUAUCAUAAUCCCUGUUUUGGAAUUGGAUCAUGAUUGGAUCAUGAUUGCAUUUGAUAUAUCAUAUAAGUAGCCAAGUUAAUGUAUGACAGCAUAGUUAGUAUAUAGUGAUAUGGUGUUAGAGAUGAACUUGUCAACAAUAUAACAAGCAAUGGUGAAACUUGUUAGUGUUACAUAAUGUAAUCUUGCUAGUACAUAGUGCUUGAAUUUUCACCCUGUUGUAGUUUUUUAUGGUUACAUGGUUAUUGUUUGAAUCUAUGUGCAGAUUAUUAUCUAUGGACUGAAUUGCACUUAAUAAGUUGGAUAUUAUUCCUUUUCAUAUUGCAGUCUCUCUUUUUAUUUUUUCCGCUCGAAAUAGUGCAGUUUUGAUGUUGGGAAAUUUGAAGACUUUGCUUGAAAUAAGUGUAGGAUUUUGACUAAGUCGAGCUCCAGAGUGUCUUUAUGUUGGUGCAGUCAUGCACCCACAGACGAACUGAGGUAUCUGAAUUGUCCUUGUGCCAUUUAGGACUGCAGAGAUGUACGAAAUGGCAUGCUUAACUUUUAUGAUCUGUAGCAUUUAUUUGGAUAUUUGAAUGGUUCAAUUCUGAUAUGUUGUAUAAUGAGAUGAAAAGGGCCCUCCGACAAUCUGCUUUUAUCCUGAUGAGGGAGUUAUCAUGGCGUUUCUUUGGCCACAAAAUCGACUGGCGAAGAUUGUUUCUUCUGGCGGCUGUUUUGACUGUAUCUAGUAUUUUGUUUCAGAUGCUUGUACAUAGAUAUUUACUAAAUGAUCAGUCUCCUUAUGAAAAUGAUUCAUCACACCCAUCCUUGAAUAGCAGCACCACCAAAGAGGCAAUACUUCAGCAGGUUCGCUUCAGCCUUCCUUACUCUGUUAUUUUACUUAAUUCAUCAAAUGAAGUAGUCCAAUCAGUCGCAUUUGAGUCUGAGAGAGCAAAAACCUGCCUGAAUAGUUCAAUCUCUAGGAGUAAAAGGGAGGACAAGCUUGCUGACGCAACAAAAAAUACAAGAUUUUCACCCCUUGGUGUUCCUUCUUAUAAGCAGAGACACAUACAGUUGUUGCCACCUCAUGAGGCCCUUGUGUAUGCAAAGAAAGAGAUUGAUAAUGCCCCUUUGGUUAAUGAAGAUCCUGAUCUCUAUGUCCCUUGAGGGUGAAGAUGUAGUUUCGCAAAUGAAGAUGUAGUUUCUUGUACAGUAAAGAACAUAUAUGAAGUUGCAUCAUAUAUAAUAUGUAUAUUUAGUGUUCAUAAAUCAAGAUUUGUUUUCAAUA